Molecule: messenger RNA, 891 nt
Organism: Marchantia polymorpha subsp. ruderalis
Lineage: Eukaryota; Viridiplantae; Streptophyta; Marchantiopsida; Marchantiales; Marchantiaceae
Source: the annotation of a GenBank genome assembly
UCGCAGCGAAGGAAGUUUCGACUUUACAUGAUACCGUGAUUCGCUUCUACUGCUCUCCGUAUAUAAGAGCUGACAGAUCAGUCUAUCGGCAAUUAAUGGCAUUCCCCUGCUCAUCUCUACUUGUAGAACUUCAGUACAGCUGACUUUCACGAUCGUGAUCUCAUUUGGAUGAUUGUCAAGCGGACGACUUAAUUCGAGAGCAUACUCGUGAAGUUGAAGCAUCGGCUCACGGCCUUAGAAUCUCCUCGACAGCCAUGGAUGAUCCUUCACAUUCUGUUGCACUUGUAGAUGGUGGAAUUCAGCAUCGAGAAAUUUCGACGAAAAAGCAAAGCUUGAACUCUGAGACUAGAACUAUUAGGAGAACUUCAUCGCUUGAAGCGGCAAGCAGCAAGCUCACAGCCAGGGAACGAGAUAUGAUGGAGUUCACUCCCUGGACAGGGCAUGCAAAGUUUGAGGAUCAAAAGGGAUUGGGAGGCUGCAGAAUACAGUAGUUUAAUUACAUGUUUGCGAAUACUAGAGAAAUCCACCCAUCUGGAACUAGAAUUUUAGUGGAUGCAAUGUUGCACAACACGGAGAACGAGGACAGUGUACGAUUUAGGAUUUUCAUAUUGAUAGAUUGAGUCCUUGUAAAUAGCAACUUUUACUACCCAGACUAAGAAAUGAAGACAACGGCAUUAGCACAGGAACCUAGAAAUGGACGUCUUUUUUCGGUGUCGAAAAGUGUUAACCUGUGAAAAUCCUGACCUCAGGAAUCACUAAUGAUAAAGAGCACAACUUGACGUUGCUCGUGGUCGAAAUAACUAUUGUAGACGACUGGAACUUUUUUCUCAUUUCUAUUCCACUUCUAGAGAUUCUUCGGAUUUUCUCAAUCUCAUAAUUUGAAGAGUACGC